AUGAGCUACCAGCAACAUCCCCACCCCAGUAACUUCGGCCUCGCUGCCACCUUCGUCCCCGGUGGCACCGACGACUACUACCUCCCUCCGCAGCCCGAAGUCGUCUCGCCUGCCCCGCAGCGUAUCAUGCAAGAGGACGUCGACCAGAUCCAGAACCAGGUCGCCCACAUGGAACUCGAAGCGAACGGCAGCGCCUUCCCGCCCCGCGGCAGCAGCGUUCUUUCGAACGGCUCCAACGGCUCGCACCACCGGCAAGGCGACUAUUCGCAGUAUGGAAAGCCGACCGCAGACCUCCCCAACUUCUCGCCCUUUCCUAAGCUCGUGAACCCGUCGCCCAACAUCCCGCCGACCGACGAUGAGAAGGAACAAAUAUUGGAAAAUGCGCGGAUGGGCGUGCUCAACUCCAACGAUCCGGAGAUGCAGCUGGCGUGGGCCCAGGAUGCGCUUACCUGGGUCGAUGCCUCCAUGGUGCACGCCGAGCGCAUCUUCGUCGACCAGGCGCGCCCGACCACGCCCGCUGUCGAGCAUCAGCUGCGCGUGGAUGCCAUGAACAUCGUCCAAUUCCUGGCCGACCAGCACCACCCGCGCGCUGAGUUCAUGCGCGGCAUGUGGCUCGAGUUCGGCAAGUUUGGCAUGCGCGUUGACAAGAAGGAGGCUUUCCGCUGCUACUCGCGCUCUGCCGACAAGGGUUACUGGCGUGCAGAGUACCGGAUAGGCAUGCUCUUCGAGCAGUCCAACGACCCGGUCAAGGCGCUCGUACACUACAAGCGGGGUGCCGAUGCGGGGGAUUCAGCCUCGAACUACAGACUAGGCAUGAUGACCUUGCUUGGCCAGAACGGUCAGCCGCAGGAUUACGCAAAGGGUCUGCAGCUCAUCAAGCAUGCAGCCAGCACCGCUGAUGAAAACGCGCCGCAGGGCGCUUACGUUCUCGGAAUGCUCCAGGCUCGCGAGCUCCCGCAGAUCUCAGUUCCGGAGAUCUAUCUCCCCUAUGACGAAAAAUCGGCGAAGAUCAACAUCGAGAAGGCCGCUUUCCUCGGCUUCGCGAAGGCACAGCUGAAGAUGGGGUCGGCGUAUGAACUGUGCACCCUAGGCUGUGACUUCAACCCCGCGCUUUCACUGCACUACAACGCACUAGCAGCGAGGCAAGGUGAGCCAGAGGCAGACAUGGCCAUUAGCAAGUGGUUCCUCUGCGGUUAUGACGGUGUUUUCCAAAAGAACGAGGAGUUGGCAUACACCUAUGCCGAACGCGCCGCACAAUCCGGUCUCGCGACCGCUGAAUUUGCUCUCGGGUAUUUCAACGAGAUCGGUGUCCAUGCGCCUGUCAACCUUGAGAAGGCUAUGGAGUGGUAUGAGAAAGCCGCCAAAUCCGGCAACAAAGACGCGAUUUCUCGCCUGGAGAACAUCCAAGUCAACAGGACUCUCUCGAAGAAGGACCAUGAGAAGGUCGCUAUUAACAAGAUCAGGUCCCAGUAUGGUUCAAAGAAGGGUCAAAGACCGGACAGGUUCAGGCAAUCGCAGGCGGCUCCUAUGCCCACCAUCUCCGACUCGGUACCUCAGUCGCCUAUCCAAUCACCCACUAACGGCCGCCCACCGAUCCGUUCCUCUUCUACCGCUCCUUAUCCUCUCGAAGACAGGCCGCCAACCGUGGCUCCUUACGACCGGCCAUCCUCUGCUGCGCCUUAUCCAAUGGACAACGGCCCUCCAAACUUUGGACCAAGUAUGCCCAAUGCUGCACGUCCAACCUCCGCUUUCAAUAUGAUCCCGCCCGGACCUGGUGCUCCCGGUGCCCCUGCGGGUAGACUUCCGCCCCAAGGCCCCAACUACGGACCUCCUCGUCCUCACACUAGCGUCGACGCUAUGAGUCCUACUGGACCACACCCAGGACGGAAACCUGUUGGCGGACCCGGCACACGUGUCUCUUCCGGUCCUCCUGGGCCCGGCGGCUACCGUCAGCCUGGCGGCCCGAGUGUCGACCAUCCCGAACAGCAUUACAUGUCUCCACCCCCAUCCUCUGGUCGCCCACCUUCCUACGGACCCGGACCCGGGCCCAAUAAGCUGCAAAAGCAGCCUACGGUGCAAGACAUCGGAUUUCAGGCGCCUCUUGAGCAGAAGAAACCUAUGCAACUGCCUGCUGGCUACGAGCGUGCUUCCACGGCAUCUACAGUUCCUGCGGCUGGGCCUCCGAUCAUCCCCGCCGCCGCCGCUCCCCGGCCUGUCAGUGGUAGUAGGCCAGGCAGCUCGGGCAAACCAGCUCCGCAGAAGAGCGACUCUGCGCCGCCGAGGCAGAGUCAGCAGCCGCAGCCUCCCAAAGAAGCCACGCCUAAGCCGGCAGCAACGGCGCCGCCACCCGGCAAGGGUCCGAAGACGUUCGAUGAAAUGGGUGUGCCGAAGGUCAAUAAGGACCAGGACUGCAUCGUCAUGUAG
Molecule: messenger RNA, 2424 nt
Organism: Lasiodiplodia theobromae
Lineage: Eukaryota; Fungi; Ascomycota; Dothideomycetes; Botryosphaeriales; Botryosphaeriaceae
Product: Sel1-like protein
Exons: 4
Coding region: 1-2424 (807 amino acids)
Molecular function (GO): protein binding
Source: RefSeq, a predicted model, not a curated record